This is a messenger RNA of Lotus japonicus, 1683 nucleotides long. Its product is annotated as 3-hydroxyisobutyryl-CoA hydrolase 1-like. Gene Ontology annotation, molecular function: 3-hydroxyisobutyryl-CoA hydrolase activity. The record is from RefSeq and is a predicted model, not a curated record. Gene Ontology annotation, biological process: L-valine catabolic process. The transcript has 14 exons. Bases 111 to 1259 code for a protein of 382 amino acids. Lineage: Eukaryota; Viridiplantae; Streptophyta; Magnoliopsida; Fabales; Fabaceae.
AUGCUUAUUUACAAAAAAUAAAAAAAUCUCUAUCAUUUUGAUUCAUUUCAGUUCACUCACUGUUCUCUCCCUCAUCGAUCAGAACACCGGCCCCAACGAUCCAACCGAUAAUGGCUUCUCACACCAACCUCGACGACGAUCAGCUUCUGGUGGAGCGUAAAUUAUCUGCUAGGGUUUUGACACUCAACAGGCCAAAGCAGUUGAAUGCCCUCUCUUAUUAUAUGGUAUCUCGGCUACUUGAAAGUUUUCAAGGCGAUGAGGGGAAUUCUGAUAUUAAAUUGAUUGUUGUGAAGGGAAAUGGAAGGGCAUUUUGUGCUGGUGGUGAUGUUGCAGCGGUUGUUCGUGCUGCGAGAGAUGGUGAUUGGAGGUAUGGUGCAAAAUUUUUUGGUAAUGAAUAUAAAAUGAAUUACUUGAUGGCAACAUAUAGUAAACCUCAGGUUUCAAUUCUCAAUGGAAUUGUCAUGGGAGGUGGUGCUGGUGUUUCUAUACAUGGAAGAUUUCGAGUUGUUACAGAGAAUACAGUCUUUGCUAUGCCAGAAACAGCUUUGGGUUUAUUUCCUGAUGUAGGUGCUGCAUAUUUCUUGUCUAGACUGGCUGGAUUUUUUGGUGAAUAUGUUGGUCUUACAGGAGCUAGGUUGGAUGGUGCUGAAAUGCUUGCUUGUGGUCUUGCAACACAUUUUGUCCCUUCACCGAAAUUGUCUCUAUUAGAAGAAUCAUUAUGUAAGGUGGGAACUAGCGAUCCAACUGCAGUAUCGGCAAUUAUCAAUACGUACUCGGAGCAGCCAUUCUUGAAAGAGGAUAGUGUUUUUAACAGGAUGAAUGCCAUCAAUAAGUUUUUCUCAAGAAAAACAGUCGAGGAAAUAUUAUCUUCUCUUGAGAUGGAAGCUGAGAGUAAGACUGACAAUUGGAUUUCUGCAACACUUCAAACCUUAAAGAAAGCAUCACCAACAAGCCUUAAAAUCUUUCUUAGAUUGAUUAGAGAAUGCAGACUCCUAGGAGUUGGUCAAUGUCUUGUUUAUGAGUAUAGAAUUGUUUGUCAUAUUCUAAAAGGACACUACAGCAAGGAUUUCUUUGAGGGUUGUAGAGCUAUACUGAUAGAUAAGGACAGGAACCCAAAGUGGGAGCCUUCCAAAUUGGAGCUUGUAAGUGAUCGUGAUGUUGAUCGUUACUUCUCUAAGCUUGAUGUUAAAGGAUGGGAAGAUUUGGAGCUUCCUAAAAGGUUCAACAAUCUUCCUGCCUAUGCUAUUUCAAAGCUUUAAGGCAUCAACAAUUCCUCUCAGCAGAAUGAAGUAUAGAAGCCAAUGAUCAAGCUUUCAAAAACAUUUCAAUGAUUUAUAUAGCAGUUUAUGGUUGCCAUUGUACUUGGUGGCAAAUGUGAUGAUGAAGAUUAUUGAGCAAGAGAUGAUGUGAUCCAUACGAAGCAAGCUUGGUCAAGGGAUGAUGUGAAUCUGUUUUUACAUAUUCGAAACUCCAUUAAUACUAGUUGAUUGGUCUAACCAGUAACCAAUCAAUAUGAGGUGUGCAAAGCCUUUUUACUGUACACCAAAGCAGGAAAGGUCUCUCGCAGCUUAUUCUAUAGAUUUUUAAAGGGUUUAUGAAGAACUGAAUGAGUUGUUACCUCGUAAUUCUGAUGUGAAGGUACAAAAUGCUAAGCACGAGAAAAUGGCUAUUAUGAGUUUUCUA